AUGAGCGAAAACGCAUCUGCACGGUUGUAUCGUCAUUCUGUUCGGAGGAGAUGGAUCGGUUAUUAUGAAAUUUCCUCUUAUUCAAUAUUGUUGAUGUCCUUGUAUUUUUAUUACAAUAAUUAUCAACAAGAGGGUAGUUUGAAUGGACUAUUUGUGGAGGGAUCGGAAUUACAACAAACGUACUUGACGACUACUUCUGCAAAUCCAUCAUCAUCAAUUUCUAAUUAUAAUAUUGCAGAUUUCUUAUUGGAUAUUGGAAUGGUGUUUGGACCGACUAUUGGAUAUAUAGACCAAAUUCGAAUUAUGAUGAGAGAUAAAUCAUCUAACGGAUUUUCAAGACUGUCCUGUCUCAUUCUUCUUAGCUCCUCUCUGUUGAGAGUGUACUUUUGGUAUUUGAAACAAUUCUCCAUUGUGAUGCUGUUUCAAUCCCUUGUAAUGAUUCUAUGUCAGGCAAUAUUAUUAUUUGUGGCUGUGCAUUUUGGAAAACAAGAGAAAAAAGCCGAGGAAAAAAACGCCAAUCGUGAUACCAGUUUAUUGGUGGAGCCUGAAAAUCCCAAUGACUUUACGUAUCUUAUCAAAAUUGACAGAAACAGAUUUUUGGAAGAGUUUUGGCAAUGGGAUGAGCCAUCAUAUUAUGUUUGGACAGUUCUAUUCUUUAUGCUCUUUGUUGGGAUUGUAUCACUUUUUUUCUACCCUAUUUUCCCAGUUGCAUAUACUGAGCUACUGGGAUUGCUUUCUGUGAUGGUAGAGGCAUCCUUAGCCAUCCCACAAGUGGUCACAAACUUUACAAGAGGUUCCGUUGAAGGACUAUCCCUUAUUCUAGUGGCUACGUUUGUAAUUGGAGACACUUUGAAAACAGCAUAUUUUAUUGCAAAACAUCUUCCUUAUCAAUUUGUGAUUUGUGGAGCAUUUCAGUUAUUUGUAGAUAUGAUCAUGGUCAUUCAAAUUAUUUAUUACAACGUCAUUUCGUCAGGAAAUAGAAUGACGGAAUCAUCAUCGAACGACUCUCAGCAUGAGAUUUCAGAAUCGUCGGCCAUAAUUUCAGAAGCGACAGCAUCAGACCAAGAAGAAGAUGAUGAAGCAGACUUGGAACAAGGUGCCAUUGUUUCAGACAAGGUCGAUGAGCCAAAAGGUAAUUCUGAGAUAAGCAUCUCUCCCGAGUCGGUUGAGCUCAAAUCCAUAGGCAAUUGA
Messenger RNA from Naegleria lovaniensis, 1191 nucleotides. RefSeq lists its product as uncharacterized. The coding region runs from base 1 to 1191 and encodes 396 amino acids. Gene Ontology annotation, biological process: phospholipid translocation; retrograde transport, endosome to Golgi. NCBI's taxonomy places the organism in Eukaryota, Heterolobosea, Eutetramitea, Acrasida, Naegleriidae. The transcript has 2 exons. Gene Ontology annotation, cellular component: endosome; trans-Golgi network. The record is from RefSeq and is a predicted model, not a curated record.